AUGACGCUGGGUCACAAACUGCGUGUUAAUGGGUUGAAAUGUAUUCAACGUAGAAUGAUAUUCGUAUCGUUGUGGUACACGCAGAUCCUGUGGAUUAACCCCAACGGCAACAGUAGGCAAAGUAGUUCAGAGUCAUUUGAGCAGUACUUCGUGGUUCCGAGCUGGUUGUGGGCGCGAUACAAGGAGGACCUGAUGGAGAGGAUGUGCGACAAGGCUGCCUACACUCGCCUCCUCCACGGACUCGGGUUCGAUUUCAUCCUUCUCCCACAACACCCACUAAGUGACGUCACCAAGAAGUAUUUCAUCUAUCAAGAUAUGCAGAGGUUUUUAUUAUAUGUAUGUAGAAUUAGGUUUGAGCAUGUCAUGUGGUGCCUUCUUAAGGGCGAAGUAUCGGUCAGACCUCUUUCAGUUAUUUCCCAAUCUAACAUUUUGAGUCAUGGGAUUUUGAGUCAAAGUAGCUCAUGUUCAUGGCUUGUCAUUCCAAACAUUGGCCCGCUAUGUCACAAAAGCGUCAGCUGCGCAUCCUGGAAAAAUUGUCAAAUUCAAACCAAACUUUGCAACACGGAGAAUAUUUACAACAGAACAGGAAAAAAGUCUGAAAGAAUAUAUCCUGACAAGUUCAAAAAUGAUUUGGCAGAUCUUUCUAGAAUUUUUAAUCUGGAUCCUACUCAUAGUAAAUUUAGUUCAGAGUCUGGCUAUACUGGACAGCUAGCACCUGUUACAUUUUUAACGCCGGAGCAAUGUAAGGGAUAUUCAAAAGCAGGAAAUAGAAAAACAAACAACAUAGGUAGAAAAAAAAGAAAAAGUCUUAUAGCUACUGACACUCCAGAAAAAACUCUUCUGGAAGCUAAUAAUAUAAAUAAAAGAAAAUUAACACCUACAUUGAAGGACAAAGCCAAAAAAAUGUUUAUUAAAGGACUUUACUAUAACAGAUCCCAAGAAAGAUAA
This is a messenger RNA of Helobdella robusta, 948 nucleotides long. RefSeq lists its product as hypothetical. Bases 1 to 948 code for a protein of 315 amino acids. The record is from RefSeq and is a predicted model, not a curated record. NCBI's taxonomy places the organism in Eukaryota, Metazoa, Annelida, Clitellata, Rhynchobdellida, Glossiphoniidae. The transcript is spliced from 5 exons.